Messenger RNA from Chaetomium globosum CBS 148.51, 1116 nucleotides. RefSeq lists its product as uncharacterized. Gene Ontology annotation, cellular component: mitochondrial matrix. The coding region runs from base 1 to 1116 and encodes 371 amino acids. The record is from RefSeq and is a predicted model, not a curated record. Lineage: Eukaryota; Fungi; Ascomycota; Sordariomycetes; Sordariales; Chaetomiaceae. The transcript is spliced from 8 exons. Gene Ontology annotation, molecular function: rRNA (adenine-N6,N6-)-dimethyltransferase activity. Gene Ontology annotation, biological process: rRNA methylation.
AUGCCGAAGGCGGCCAAACAAAAACGUGGAGGGGCCAGCAACGGCCCCUAUGACCGCAAACCGUCCAAGGGCAGUUCCUCCAACACAAACAUCUUCCGCUUCGACAAGGACUUCGGCCAGCAUAUCCUUAAGAACCCGGGAAUCAGCGAUGCCAUUGUCGACAAGGCCUACCUCAAGCCCACCGAUGUCGUCGUCGAGGUCGGCCCGGGUACCGGCAACAUCACGGUCCGGGCCCUCGAUAAGGCAAAAAAGCUGACCCGUGCAGUCGAACUCGACCCGAGGAUGGGCGCCGAAGUCACGAAGCGCGUACAAGGCACGCCCCUAGCCAAAAAGCUCGAGGUUAUUCUGGGAGACGUCAUCAAGAUGCCCGAGAUGCCCCCAUGCGACGCCCUCAUUUCCAACACACCCUACCAGAUCAGCAGCCCACUCAUCUUCAAGAUGCUAGCCAUGCCCAACCCACCUCGGGUUGCCGUGCUCAUGUUCCAAAGAGAGUUUGCGAAAAGACUGGUUGCGAAGCCGGGUGAUGCGUUAUACUCGAGGCUGAGCGUCAACGUGAACUUUUGGGCCACAUGCAAACACAUCAUGAAAGUCGGAAAGCAGAACUUCAAGCCUCCACCCAAGGUUGAAAGCGACGUGGCUAACCCUUACCCAGGAGUUCGACGGUCUGCUCCGGAUUGCAUUAACUACAAAGUCUACUGUUCCCUCCACAACAUCCCCAUCGACGAGUCCAUCGCGACCGACGAUCUCGCAGCGCUGACCGCCACGGAUGGCGAUAUGGACGUGGACAUGGACGACAACGACAACCAAGACGGUGAAGAGGAGGAGGACGGCGCGGGCGGCAUGGCCCAGGACGAAGACGAGGACGAGGACGAGGACAUGCCGGCUUUCUUCAAGGAGCUCAACGAUGCUGACGCCGCCAAGGAGGCCAGCAAGACGCCGAGCCGGAACCCCAAGUCCAAGGUCGCCCUGGUGGUCAAGGCCAAAGUAAAUAAGGUGCUAACCAGCACCGCCUUGGGGGAGAAGCGGGCGCGACAGUGCGAUCAGAAUGACUUUUUGAAGAUGUUGCUUGGGUGUUCAAGCACGACGAGAAGAACAAGCCCGGCGGUUCAAAACUGA